UCCCGUGCAGUGCAGCAAGGGCUGAGGCUUCAUGUAAUUAAUCUGUGUGUGCUCCUGAGUGCUCAGCCUGAGAUCAGUUUUCUCUGCGUCGUAACCGAUCUUCUGCUUCUUGAGGGCUUCGCCUCUAAUGCUAACCUUCUCAGGAGGGAAGUGUGAGCCUUAAUGUCUGAUAGGGGUAAAUGGAACAGCUCUGAGGUACCUCUUAAACUGAAGCUGAAGGGAAGAAAAUACUGUGUGGUUUCUACCGGGUCACUUUUUCCUUCAAAGCCUCAGUAUGUCAGGCAUGGAAACAGUUUAGUUGGAGCCUUGCUACUGAAAGAACACUAACUCAUUUCUGUGAGAUAAGGCACUGGGUCCCGUUGAGGUACACCUGUCUUUCUGAAAUUCAGCUUUUACUUUAAUUAGCUGAUAAAACCAACAGUCAGGACAAAAAGAAAAAAAAAAGUAAUUGGAUCCAAAACUUGAUAACAUUUUAAAAAAAUACUGUUUUCUCAAAUAUGAUCUAUCACAUUCCUGUGAAAUAAAUGCUUUAAUUAAAUUUAGCCAAAUAGUUUUUAAAAUAGGUAUUUGAAAAGUAGAUGUUAUUAAUGUUUGGCUAUGACAGAGUUUAUAAUCUGGAUUUCCUAAAGUCCACAUGGUUUUUCCAUAGUUUUGAUGCUAAUCAAAAUGCUGGUUCUAAAAUGGUGUGAAUGUUGGCUCUAAAAUGGUGUUAAUGAAAUAUUUGAUGUUGUAAAAAGAGUAUUUGUUGUGUAUGUAAAAAGAGAUUUUUUUUUAGAAGUUAGUGAACAAAAUGCCAGAAUACAGAGGCAAAUCUAAGAAAUUAAGCAACUACAGGGAUCAGAAUUGGGCAUUUCAUUGUGGCUUUGGGUUUGAUUUCUUCUAGUUAAAUUUAAAUCUAAAAUUUAAAUUUAUGGGGAUGUUUUUCCAGUAUGUCUGUCAGUGUGUUGCAAGAUGAAACACAGGAGAUGGUUCUGGUUUUCUGUUGUAGAGCAGCACAUUCAAGCACGGCCCCCUAACUGGAUGAGCGUGGGUGAAUGGAUCCCCAGGGGCAACUGGGUCUCUGCAGGGGUGGGGUCACCUACACAUUUCCGUUUGCAGGGAUAUCUGGAUUGUGCCCUAUAUAUAUAUGACAUAGAUUACAAUUAAUUGUAGUGGCAGGUAGCAUUUUUUCUUUCCUUAAGGAAAUGUUGACUCCUGAUAACCACCAAAGCGUUAAUUGCUGUUCUUCAAAUAAUGUUUGGUGAGAUCUCCACUUUGUUCCAUUGUUUAUUUUUCAAUAAACUGGAAAUAUGUGUGACCCCUUAAAAAAAGUUUUCAGCUUUGUAAUGAUAUCUAAUUUAUUUUGUUCAUAGUUCUUUCUCUAUAAAGGCUUGCAGCAAAAUUUGGCAGCUAAACAGAAGGCCUAAGACUCUAAGACCUCUUUUUCUGUCAAAGUUGGGAGUUUUUGUUUUGGAAGAAAAAAGAUGAGCUUUUCUAAAGCAGUAACCUGGAAAAACAUAACAGAGCCUGCUCUGCCCAUUUAUCAUUUUUGAAGCUACCAUUAAAUUAACUGACCCUGAUGUUCAUCCCUCAUCCUUUUGUGUCAUCCAAUUUCUUUUUCUGAAAUUAAUUUGCCUUUUUGUCUUGGUCAUAACAAAUAGGAUAUAACUGGAGAACAUUGCUGAAGAAGUGCUAAUGAGGCUUAGUGGAGGUCAGAAUAUUUUGGUCCAAGUUAAACAAGAGGGAAUAGAAGGAGGAGAUAUGGGAGCUGUACAGCAGCAAUUAAUCUUGGAAUUGCAAAGGAAGAAAUUGUAAUGUAAAUGUACAGAUAAUGGUGUAAUUUUAAGGGCACGUUGAAUCAAAGCUUCAUCUUGUAUGCAUUUAAAAAAGGAGAGCAGUAGUAUUUUUGUGGAAGGUGCAGAAUGAGCUUUGAUCCCUGACUGGUUUCAGUGCAUUGCCCUCCUUGUAGGCCCUGCUCAGAUGCAAAUACUUCUUACAUCCUCUCUCCAAGUUCAUGUCCUACUUCAGAAAAUAUGUACUGUUGUGUCACAAGUGUAUUUAAUGAACAUGGUUACAUCAUAGUUAAAUAUGUGGCAUUGGUCAAUACUCUUGUUAGUCAUACUGCAAAUUAAAAUAAAAAAAAAGCAAAGGAACAGAGGCACAAGUACUUCUUAGUAAGGCUAGCCAAAAAGUGAAGAGCUGUGAAGAGCAGGUACCCACUCGUAUCUUCUCUUGUGUUUUGGCACAUGAUCAUGGCUGGUAACAGAUGAAGAACAGUGAGGAAAUACAUGGCCACAGGUAGAGGAUUGAAAAUAAUUUAGCAUAAGGAGAUAUUUUCCCUCAGUAAUUCUUUAUCAUCAAGUCCACUGCAGUUUUGGUGUAAGACAGUAUUUUUUUUUUUAAUUGACAUUUUGUGAGGAAUCUAAUGAUAGUCAAGAAUGUAUAAAAGACACUGUGAGUAUUGGUUCUGAAGUGGUGGAAAUAUAUGGCUUUAGGAACUCUCAGUAACGUAUCAGAGUAGUAAGUGAUGACCUACUUGUACAAAAUACAUUAAAACCCAUGGAAAAGAGUCAAAAUGAAGUUGUGGUUCACAGAAAAAGUUAUAGUCAUCUUGUUAGGUAACACAGAAAGUAAUUUUAAAAAAUACUCUUUGGCACUUGAAAAUACAGUUUUCCUUUUUUUCUUUUUUUUUUUUUUUUUUUUUGUGCAGCUUUUCUACACUUCAGGGAAUACUAAGCUCAUCUUUCCUAGCUGUUUGACUUUGAAAGGCCUUGAGCUAGGAAUAUCCCAGCUGAAGAAUGUGGAGGCUGUGAAGGAGGAAAAUAAAUUGAUUUUGUGAAAAAAGCACUAAAAGAGUUGUCUUUGCAAGAGAAAAAUCAUUCCAAAAGAAUUGCUUCCAACAGCUGGGCAGAUCUGUUUAAAGUUCUGCAAAUGGAACUUUGUUGAUUAGUAAGGAGUUUCCUUAGUUUUCUGAACAAAAAUAUCUCUUUUGUGUUUGUAACAGUUACAAAUGGGAACCUGAUGUGAAAGAUCCCAGCCCUUGGACCGUCUUGGUAAAAGGGCAACAGCAUAUAGUAAACAGCAUUAUAGUCUUUGCUAAACAGAAAGCAAGUCAAUAAUAGUAUUUACAUGGCACUGAAACACUCUGUUCUCAUGCAGAGAGACGUUUAUAAAAAUCUUAAUGACAUAAGUCUUGAAUUUGGACGAAUGGCAGUUGACUGUCAGAUCAUGCUUUGAAUGACCUCGAACUGCAGUAGUAGCUGGUGUUCUCCUCAGGGGAGCUGGGCAGGAGGAGAACAGAGGGAGGGUUUCCUGUGGGAGCUGGCCUGCCAGUCUGCUCACCAGAGUCUGCCCAGAGGGGCUCAGCCCUGAAAUGCCCCAAUUUAGCUGGAGUAUAUUUUGUUUGUCUUAGCAGGACAUUCAGCAAAAAGUGACAACAUUUAAUACUGUCUGCUGUAUUGAGGCACUUGUAUACUGGAAUCACCUUCAAAAAAAGCCGGAAUAAACCAGUUUGUGUUCAGUCAGCUGAAGAAAUACAAUGCAGCUCCUUAUUAAGACUUCAUAAGAUGACUGAUGUAUUAUACCUGAAUAGAAGAGAUGAACACAUGCCCUCCAAAAUAUAAUCUUGUUAGCAAUGGGUCAUUUUUUUUCAUUUAAACAAUCUGUUGGAUAAGAUGAAUUCCCCUGUCUCUUUGCAGAACACUUGAGUGUAUUUUUAUAAGAAUAAGUUUACUUUCCUUUUCAGUAAAUUUUGUUCCCAACUAGUAAUAUAAGCAAAAAAACUACCUUAAUUUAUUGGAUUGCUAUUGUUUAGCAGGAAAUCAGUGGUAAAAUGUUCCUGUGUCAGAUGAAGAGAAGAAAAUAUAAUUAUGGCUUUGGUUUAACACUCUGUGCAAGGAGUAUAUAGAGUCAGGGAUGAAAGUUUGCUUAUCUGUCACAUGGCCCUACCACUCUGCUAUGCAGUCAAGUGGGAAAGGCACAUCCAGCCUCAUCAAAUGCUGAUGAUUUAAACAUAUUUCUUGUACAGUAAUGUUACAAAAAAUCAUCUUGGUCGGGAAAUAAAAGGAGGAAAGCUGUGAAAUAAGAUUUUUUUUUCAGCUUUUUAUUCCACACCUUCCUUUGGGAAAAAAGAACAGCAAAUUGGACAGAUGCACUGUUAAUAAAAAGCACAAAAUUGAAGUGUCAGAUGCAGAUAGACAAGGCCAGGAAGAAAGCAUUUCAAGAGUUUAAGAAGCAAUGUUACACAGUAUAACACAAUUCACUUAGUUCUUAUAAACAAUGUAUUUGAACUACUGGUGGUAUGAUAAUUAAAGGAGAUUUUUGGAUUGGGAAAUGUUAUCUACUUUUUAAGGUGGAUAACUACAUUCUCCAGCUUCCAUUUAAAAACAAGAUCUGUCUCUUUAUCUUAGAGAUUCAAAGGGUCCCAAAGCCUCAGCACUGAAGGGAUAGUCAGGUGUGAUCUGGUAAAGGAUGUUAGCCACAGUACCACAUGUUAGUGAGCCUAAUCUGUGCCGCACCUGUGGAUUAGCAAUGGGAAACAGGGUGCAUAUGGAUAUCUACAAGCUACAAGCUGAAGAGAUUUCUGUUAGAAAAGCUUUGCAAUAUUUGGAGCAAAAAGGUGGUAGAUGAAAAUUCUCCCUGAAGUCUAAGAAUGGAGUAUAUUUGUAGAUGCAUCCUGUUUUUUGCUUUUUCUUUGGUGGAAGUCUUUCAUGCAAGGACAAUUUUACAUGGUAUCCCAGUGAUUCAUUUAAAUUGUAGGUCUGGUUAACUUGGUCAUGACCACAUGACACAAAUGCAAUUAUUUUAGUAUACUUAAUGAUUGCAUAGGAUCCAAAAGUGGCACAGGAUAGAGCCCAGUUCUAUAUAGUCACCUUUAAAAUUAGCCACAUAGGUCAUUAGGAUACUGUGCUCUGAGUUUAGUAGUGCUGGCCAUUCUAUCUUUCCACAUAGUGCACAUAACAUUCACCAAUGUGUUACAUUUUGUGUCCAUAAGGCUAAUCAAUAGUGCAUUGUGUUCCACCAAAGUUCAAUAGUAGCUUUUAGAGGUUUUGCCAUUGGUACUUUAAUAUACUUAACUGUAAAAUUUCCUUUCAACGCUAUUUUAUAUUUUGGAAAGAAAAAGGAGUGUUUAUUUUCAUUUUCAGUAUAUUGCCUCCUGAAAUUUCUAUGUAAAAUAAAAAAUUUACACAAACCAUUUUAGUCUAGAUACUAUUUUAAAUCCCUUAUCUCUGUACCUUAAUAAUUUAGAAGAAAAAUUUUAAAACCUACUUUUUUGUAUAGGUCUUCAGGUAUAAAAUGUUUGCUUCAGAGAAAAACUGUAUCAUUAUAAUCACUCCCUUCUGCACUGUGGUGACUUCUUUCUUAAAGCAGAAACCUGUGAAAGCUCUGAAAAGGUAGACCUGCUUGAUUAGGGUUUGCUAACAGUUUACACCCUGGAUUUCAUUUGAUCAAGUUUCAUUAUGAACUCCUGGUUGCCUGUUUGUCCUUUGAUAUCCAGAUCCCUUAGAGAUGCACUAUCCUAUAGGUUCUAUAUAUUACUUUUUUGAAAGCUACCAAAAAGCCAUAUUACCUAUAUUUUGAUUUACAUAUCUUCAGGAAUGUAACUUUUGGUUCUUCCACCUUGACUACUACAUUCCAAGUUACCCUGAAAAUUACAGAGUGCACAGGCUUCAAAUGUGUGUGGUUACAGUUGGGAAAUCAGGAGGGUUUAGGAGCUCUAUAAUUACAAACUCUAUGUUUAUGUGGGUGCAGUCCUUCCAAUCCACCACAUCAUGGUGUUCUCUUGUCACUGCAGCAGUUCUGAGUAGCAUAUCUGCAUGAAGAUACAUAGAAAAUAGUGUGUGCAUAAUUAAAACAAUCCAGCACAUCACGAAGAGAUCUUUAAAGCAGUAACAUGAGAUCUGCUGACCUUUCUGAGAGAAAUGUGAUGGGGCUUUGCUUGAACAGAUGUCUAGCUAUGAAAUGGGAGCAUGACACCAUCAGUCAUUUUUAGCGAACGUAAUGGCCACUAUCUCUUCUGGCCAGGGUUUGUGACUGUGAUCACUGGAAGCGUCUGGGUGGUAGAGUGUUUUGGGUAGGUUUCUUUUACAAUUACUAGGCAACAGUUUAUAUAUUUGCUCAGUUAUAGAAAUGAUGCAAUAGGCAGUCAGAAGGAUGUGAGUAAUUUAUUUCUUCUGAACGCCCUCAACCUUAUUGACAGUAGUUUUAGAAUGGAAGUGUAGCACUGUAUAUCAAACUAAGAGUAAGUGAUGGGAGCAUAAAAUAUUAUUCUUUCUAAAUGACCCACAAAAGCCUUUGAAAGUAUUCAGAGUUGGCUGCUAUCCCCAAAGGAGCACCCGGACAGCAGUCCCCAAAGUUUUGGCAGGAAGUAUAGGGUUUACAUUUAAGUAAUGUACUAAUAUUAUGCUGAAAUAGAUUUAUAUUCUUGGUUGACUUAUGUCAGAGUCAGGCACUCCACAUUCGUCAUCUACAUCACUUCACGUGUCUUCUUUUUCCCUUUUUAUCUUUAAAUGUGACCAUUGGAAAAUUAAUUUCUCUGGAGUAUGCAUGAUUGUGUGCCUGCUUCCUUUUGAUCUAAUGCAGGCUUCAUAGUUACAUCUGUUUUUACAGGGCCAUGACAUAACCUCUCUGUCUUUGUGUACAUACAUUAUAUGUUGUACAUACAACUAUAUGAUGUACCUGCCUUCUUUCUCACUCCCCUUUCACCAGAAUCUGUUGCUUCCCCCUUGUUCCAGCUCUCUGGACUCUGGAAAGUCACCGAUUCCAGUCAAGACUACAGACCCAGAAUAAAUCAGUGCAUUUCAGAAACACUGAUGAAUUUAUUUGUAUUUCUUCAAGAAAUGUCCCACUUUAAGGAACAAAACCCUGGCAAGUUUUGCCUACUAGUCUGCAGCAUAUGUACAUUUUUCACUGUCUUGGGAAGUUACAUUCCUGGAGUUGUCCUCUCCUAUGUCUUGUUAUUGUGUGCCUUUUUAUGUCCCUUCCUUAAGUGCAAUGAAUUUGGACAGAAACUGUGCAGCAAAAUAAAGGCUGUUUUCAUGAAACUAGAUUUUGGAAUAGUGGAAUAUAUCAACCAGAAGAAAAAAGAGAGAUCUGAAACAGCAAAAACAAAAGCCACAGAAGAUGACAGUGAAUUAGACAUAUCAGCUCUGUGUCCUAAGGUUAGUCCUGCAAUUGUUGCCAAAGAGCUGUCAGUGUCUGACACAGAUGUCUCAGAAGUAUCCUGGACUGAUAAUGGGACCUUUAAUCUAUCUGAGGGGUAUUCUCCACAGACAGACACAUCUGAUGAUUUUGACCGACAUAGUGAUCAUGAAGAAGCUUUCGCUAGAGAUCUUUUAGAGUUUCCCUCUUUAGAAAAUGGUGCCGGCACAAACGAUGACGAUGACUCAAGCAUCGGUUUGCCCACCCAGCAAAAACGAAGGAAAGAGCAAACUGAUGUCAAGGUGGAUCACGCUUCCAGACAGAGUAAAGAGAGACCAUCCACUGCAGGGCUGUCCUUGCCUUUGACCAGUGACCAAACCUUUAAUUUAAUGAGUGGAAUUGCUGGUGAUGUCAUCACGGCUGCGGUGUCUGCUGCCAUCAAAGACCAGCUGCAGUCCCUACAGCAAGCUCCCUCACAGGCAGCGCCCAGUUUGAGCGAAGAGACAGACACAGAAGAAGCUGAUGAUUUUGAACUGCUUGACCAGUCUGAGCUAGAGCAGAUUGAGAAAGAAUUAGGACUUUCACAAGGUCAAGAAGCAGAAUCCCAGGAAAAGAAAAAGUCUUCAGGCUUCCUUUCAAAUCUGCUUGGAAGUCAUUAA
Messenger RNA from Motacilla alba alba, 7778 nucleotides. It is a transcript of the gene RETREG1, whose product is annotated as reticulophagy regulator 1. Gene Ontology annotation, cellular component: endoplasmic reticulum membrane. The transcript has 7 exons. NCBI's taxonomy places the organism in Eukaryota, Metazoa, Chordata, Aves, Passeriformes, Motacillidae. The record is from RefSeq and is a predicted model, not a curated record. Bases 6630 to 7778 code for a protein of 382 amino acids. Gene Ontology annotation, biological process: negative regulation of neuron apoptotic process; reticulophagy.